CCUCUUUGCUGGUUCUCAAAAGGUUCAGCUUUUCCUUUGUUUAGGUCUUAAUGGCAAUUGAUGAGAAGUACGGUCUCUAUAUCGGAAAUCUGUCGCCAAAGACUACUCGCGAUGAUCUCAGCGACAAAUUUAUGAGAUGGGGGUCAUCGUUUUCUAGCCAGAUCGUGGAGGACAAAAUCACAGGUCGUCCUCGUGGUUUUGCAUUUGUGUAUUACCAAGAUGAACGUGCACUAGAAGAUGCACUCAUGCAUACAAUCGGCACAAAGCUUCAUGGUCGAGUUCUCAACAUAAAAAGGGCGCACCGCAACACGGGAAAAGGUGAUUCGGCUAUGGUUAUAGAGGGAAAUCUUGUUGCUAUAUAUGUGGAGAAGGCCAUUUUGCAGGAGACCGUCCUGGUUUUGACAGUUGAGGUGAUGGUGGGAGCUGUGAAGACAGUUCACACUGCUACAGUUGUGGGAACCUGGCCAUUUCGCCCGAGAAUGUUAUUCAUCAAAUGCUACAAAAUGUUACUGUGAUGACAAAGAGUUGCAUCCCACAUAUGGAGAGGCAGCAACACGAACAAAGGCACAAUUAAAAGAGACAGCUGGUGUGGCACCUCAGAUGAAGGGUCUUUAGAGGGACUGAUAAUGAAUAAGUGGAUCCUACCUCUGCAGAGAACCUAACUUUGUUAAGGUUCGCAGCUAAAUGUUUGAUAGAGACAUCCACUGCAACUCCUCAUGCAGGUAGUAUAAAGAAGGCGGAACCUGCUAUUGUUGACAUCUUUAGUGAUAACGAGAGCAAAGACAUGUCUCUGCAGAUGGAGAAGACAACGCAAGUCAUGGGAUUCCCGGUGCCUAACAAAUAUGUUGCCCUCUACAAAGCAAUAUAUGAAAAACAUGGGCAUAUAGCCACAAAGACGGUCAUAAAGAAUUCAAUGAUGGCAUUAUUUUCCCUUGUUACUGAUCUUUUAGCCAUAAUAAGCCAAAUGAAGGAGACGUCAUUUUCAAACUUGAGCAUGUCUUUACCGAAUCAUUGGGAAUCAAAGGUGUCCACAGCUGAGGCGAUGGAGUUCAAUGUUGGCUGGCUCAGGACUAGACUAAAUGAACUGAAGGUUGAGCUUAUUGUUGCGAAAACCCUUCGUUCUAUGUUGCGCAAUGAUGGAAAGGUUCUCAAGGUAACUCGAGAUGAUGCUAAAGUCGCUUCUAAACCAGAGGAAACUUUGAAGGCACAGUUGUUAAGCAGAAUCAUGCAGUCAAAGUAAAGCACAAGUUGAACUGGUACGAAGCUAGCGUGAAAACCCAGCAGAGG
Molecule: messenger RNA, 1287 nt
Organism: Papaver somniferum (opium poppy)
Lineage: Eukaryota; Viridiplantae; Streptophyta; Magnoliopsida; Ranunculales; Papaveraceae
Product: putative RNA-binding protein RbpE
Exons: 2
Coding region: 51-515 (154 amino acids)
Molecular function (GO): RNA binding
Source: RefSeq, a predicted model, not a curated record